Messenger RNA from Nezara viridula (southern green stink bug), 2867 nucleotides. Lineage: Eukaryota; Metazoa; Arthropoda; Insecta; Hemiptera; Pentatomidae. The record is from the annotation of a GenBank genome assembly.
CUUUUUUGGUUAUUUAGGAUAUUAAUGAAAAUACAUUGUACAUGAUAAAUUAUGAUAAAACAACAGAUUUUUUUUUAUAAUUUUCAUAAAAUGUUCCCUGCAUUAUUAUUAUGAAAAUGAAAUGACUAUAUUAAAAGACAAUCACUUUACGUCAGUUGUUUCAAUAUGCUUUCACUAGAUAUGUAUUUAGUUGACAACAUUGUUCUAGAAGAUCCAUGCUAAAAUUAGGGUAUUGCAAUUCUAAAGAAAAUCGUCCCCCCCUCCCCUCCGUUUGAUUAUUCCAAAAACUAGGUUGAAUUUAAUGGAUUAUAAUAUUAGAUCACCUUUGUAAACAUUUCUAGAAGUGUUUUACUAUUUUUUUUAGCUUCAGUUUGGUGCACAUUGCACUCCAUUUUUUCUCAAUGCAUAAAGUACUUGCUCGGAAAAAUCUGUUUAUAAAACUUCUACUAGAACCAGGAAAUGAACAUGACGACAGAGUACCUUCCCACAAUAAUGAUGGAGGAAGAAGAGUUUCUUUUAAAAACCACAAUUCCGGCAGAAAUAAACAUAAUCGCCAGAGAGGAUGGGAUACUAAAGUCAGAGCUGCUCUUAUGGAUGAAGACAUUGAAAUGUCAGGAAAUAUGCGUGGAAAUGAAAGAUUUUACCCUGGUCGAGAUUUACUAAGGGUUACUGAAAGAUUUUCAUUUGCGAGGAAUGUAUUGAAGAACAUUAACAAUAAUAGGCGCAGAAAUAAUCAUGAUGAAGGUGGUGGCGGUUGGGGAAGAAAUCCUAAAGUUUUUCAAGAAAGUCCUACGCAAUGGUACAAAAUAAGUAUAAGGAAUGGGCACAAAUACGACAAAGAUUAUUUGCUUAAACUGCUGGCUAGCUUCAUUAAACCUUGUCCUAUGGUUCCUUAUUUGUUUAAAGUGUCAAGAGAUGAAACUUCUUUUAUUGUGGAAGACCACCGUGCUGCCCAAGAAUUAUCACACGCAGAUAGAAAAAUAACGGCUAAUGAUGGAUGGAAGCUGUUUAUCAGGGUCAGACCAGUGACACCACUCGUUGAAGUAGAUACUAAAUUAUCUACCGCAAUCAAAGGUGUCAUGUCUACACGCUAUAAUGCAGAGUUGAAGGCCCUCAAUUUGUCAAAGUUCCACAGCGAUGGGCUGUUCUUAAACCAGGAUAUUUUUGUUCCCCUCAACCGACCUAACAUAAUGAUGGCAGUUCUGGACAUCAUUGGCGAAAUUAUUCCAGACCUCAUCGCUUUAGAUUUAUCUGAUAAUAAGUUAAAUGUUACCGAGCAUAUGAAGCUAAUGGUGGAAAAAUGCCCGAAUGUUAAAAUGCUUCAUUUGGGAAACAAUAAGUUACGGGACAUAAAGCAGUUGGACUCCCUAAAAGGAUUGCCAUUGGAAGAACUGAUUUUGGACGGUAAUAGCCUCUGUGAUAGGUUCAAUGAACAGGAAACGUACAUAAGGGCUGUUCGUCAGAGAUUUCCUAAGGUCGUGAAAUUGGAUGGUUUGGAUCUACCGCCUCCUAUACUGUUUGACGUUGAAGAUGAAGGCCGUCUUCCCAUGUCCAGGCCUAGUUUCUUAGCAUCGGAAGAAGGUGCCAUAGUUGUCCGACAGUUCAUCGAACAGUAUUACUUCCUCUACGAUGCCGAAGGUAGUAGGGAGCCACUUCACCAAGCAUACCAUGAUUCCGCACUGUUUUCAUUGGAUGCCUACGCUCCACCUGGUGAACCCUAUGGGCAGAUGGGUCCUUAUCUUGCUGAAAGUCGCAAUUUAACAAGAGUAUCUAAUUUGGAUAGAAGAGUAAGACUUAUGAAGAAGGGAAAAUUAAGCAUAGUAGAAGCAUUGAAUCACCUACCCAGAACAAAGCAUUAUCCUACUACUUUCCAUAUCGAUCUUGUUAUAUUUACACCGCAACUGAUUCAACUGAAUGUAUGCGGAUUAUUUUCCGAAACAACGAAGAAAACUCCAAUGAAAUACUUCAACCGUGUCUUCCUUAUCGUUCCGGCAGGUUCUGGAUUUUGUAUUAUAAAUGAUCAACUUACUGUCCUUCUUGCUACUUCGGAACAAGUGAAGAAAUACAACAAACUGAAGGCAGAAGCGGCUGCUGCUGCAGCUGCUCAACCUGAGGUUCCACCCGCCAUCGUUCCAGUUCCGGAAGUAGUGCCUGUUAAUGCUGCCAUCCCUGUUGUGGAACCAGAUCUGGCUAUGAAGCAACAGAUGGUUACAACGCUCUCAGCCAACAGUGGUAUGAAUCUCAUCUGGUCCGAGAAAUGCUUGAACGAAACUAAUUGGAACUUCGAACAGGCCAUGUUUGCUUUCAAUAAACUGCAAAAAGCUGGCUCAAUUCCGGCCGAAGCUUUUGUAAAGUGAUAAACUACCAUCCAUCCCCCCCCCCCUCCUCCCAACCGAAAUCAUAUCCUUUAGUGUCCUUUAUUAUUAUUUGUACUUUUGUACUUAUCCUUUCCGGUUCACCCCCAUCCAUUUUCUCAUUGUAUAUAUAUAUAUAUAUUUUUGUCCUUUCUCAUUUUGAUAAACUAGUUAUAGGGAUUUAUUGGUUGUUUUUUUUUUUUAAAUUAUUAUAUUUUACAGCACACAUUUGUUUAAUGUUCUUAGCACAUAUAUAUAUAGGAUAAACUUAAUAUUUCAUGAAACAAUUUUUUUUUUUUUACGAAUACUUGGUAUAAAUAAGCUAUUGUUUCAAUUAUUAACAAAAUUAGUAGUUUGAGGCUGGUUUUACAGCUGAAUAAUGUUUUCGAAUCUAUUGAUUUAUUUUUUUAUAAACAUUUUAGAUAAAUAAGUUCCUAUAUAAAUAUUUCAGAAAUUUUUCUGCUUCAUUAUAUUUUAUGUAUGGAUAAAGUUAAAUCGUCAUUUCUAUAUUGU